AAAGAGGGGAGAGAGAGCUCCGCUCGUUCUCUCGGUUCAUGGAGGAGAAGUGGCGGACCGCGUCGUGGAGAGAGGAGCAAACUAAACGGGUAGGAGAGGGGAGGGUGCACGGGCCGCGGGAAGGAGCUUCGCCUCCCUGCCGUCCGCCCGCAGUGUGCGCUACGCGAUAUCACUGGCCGGUCAUGUGUGUGUCAUUCUCACGUUUACACUGGUACCGUUCGAAAUCCUUCGUUACCGCGCUGGCGGUGUUGAUAUUGCUGCCGUAAUCGUCAACCACUGUGUAGUGCGUCAUGUCCGGUGUUAAGCCGGGUGUGCACCCCGGAAGUUGAAAGUGUGUCCGGUCAGUUGAUCAUUGCGCGCGGACGUCAACAGUGCUGGCGGACAGAGAAGAGGGACGUCGUGAUCGCUACCUCUCUUUCUCUCUGCCUGGGCCGAUCGUCGAGAUAUAUAUCGAUAGGUAAGAAAAAAUAGCGCGCGUGCACAAGCGAAGUCGCGAACUCUCUCGUCGUAAAAACGCGCGCGCCGGGAGAGCGAAGAGAAAACACCGUGAAGUAAGGCGCGCAAACGGCGAUCACACUGGACAGUGAGAGGGCGGGAGAAACACAUUUGAAGUCGCGCGACGAGUGUGGCGCGGCCGUUUUUCGCGGAGAGAAGUCUCUCUCGUGCGCGUCCGGACGCAAGGAGUGGCUGUGUAUUGUGUUGCGUGAAGGAAGAGAGAGGAGAGAGAGAGGAUACGAGUGACCGGCCGUCGCCUCAUGGCCCUGUUAUUGGAUAGCCCUUCGUGAUCGCGGCAGGAAGAGAUCGGCCGCGGAGUGAUGCUUUGUGCCAUCGAGAAAUAGUGAUCAUUUGCGAAAGAGUCCGCCGCCGCCGCCGCGUCCCCUCCCUCGUGCGCGGUGUAUUGCGUGUGCUAGUUGUUGUUUUUCUUUUCUUUUCGGGGGCGAGGCACGCUCCUCGGAGGAUAGAAGGAAAAACCGGGUCGGUGACAGCAAGGGGCCCGGGGGCGGGAGAGUGAAGUGAACUAGAGAGAGAGAGAGAGAGAGAGAAGACGGAAGAGAAGCAGAGACAGUGGCAAAGGGCGACAGGGGGCGUCCAUUUGAGGGGUACGAGGGAGGAAGGGGACGUAAGAGGGAAAGGGUGACUGGCAAACCCGGCUGUGGCGAUCCGAAGUCGCGGAUUCGGCACGCCGCGGUUUACCGAUCGUAAUAUGGCGUACAAGUUUCGCGAGGAGAUCGUGGGAAAGAGGUUUCUCUCUGUGAGUGGUUUCACCAAGCUGAAGGUGAAUAAGAUUAGUGAGUGGGGUUGGCGUGCGGGGGUGAUACGUGCUGCCAGUCACAGGGAUAACGGCUGUCAUGAUCUCCAGAUCCUCGUAGAAUACGACGACGUGGAAUGGCAAAGGAGGGAGUGGCUGUCGCCUCAUAGGGAUGCCGUGUUCUCAUUCUUUCUUAUCGAACGAGGUCUCUACUGGGCUGAACGACCUGACCCCAGACACGCCAGUCUCAUCCCCCUCGAUCAUAACAAUCACGCGAACAAUAACCACCAUCAGCACCGCAUUAACGGCAAACCGCUUAGGGGCGGAACGGCGGUCGCCGACACCGUUGCUUGGCCAGCACUUACUUUCUAUCCUCUCGUGGCACGCGCUGAGUUGCACGAAGACGUUAUGCCGAUCGAGUUUAUGCAAGAUCGCAAACUGGACUUUGUCGACUAUUCGAAGCUGAAGCCAUUCACUGACUGGGAGCUGACUAAGGGCACGAUGCCCUGGGGAAACGCCGUUAGGAGAUGGGCCGAGAUGCAGGAUGGUCAGAGGAUCCUGCUGACGACGCCCAGCGUCCUGGUCGGUUUCAGGGUCGAAGUUUAUCGGGCGGAAGGCACGACACAAUGGUACACAGCCGUGAUCGUUGGUUACAAUGAGUCCACCAAGGAUUUGACAGUCACCGACGAUACGGUCCUCGAAGAUCACAAUGAGGAUCCCACGUUAGUGCAAAUGCGGCUGAUCGGCGAUGGAGUCGUCGAGAGCAUCAUGAGGGGCGAGGUCGUCGGCAUGACACCGAGGAGGUCGAGGUCAUCGACUGCUCUGACGCACGCGCUCGUUGUGCCUCGACCUGGAAGAAGGCCACGAAGACGACCGGGAAACGCGGCACAAUUGCAGACAACUCCGAGGGUACAAAGUCCGAUAUCUCAGCAACUCGAAAAAGAGAAGAACAACGCCCGUAAUAAUCGACGGCGACGCGUGAGCGAAGGUGCAAGCCGCGAGAGAAACGAAAAAGAUUCACCAGAAGCGGCGCUAUCCACGCGGCAGCAAGAGGAUCGUGAAAACAAAGGUCCUCCGUCGAGUAGAGUCGGCAAUCGUGUAGCGCGACCAGUAUUAGAGGAAGCGAAUAGCGCGUCGGGAAGCGCCUCCAAGUUACGGAGACGCGGCGCCGCGGUAAAAAGUCCGACCACCGACCAGCAAGGUUCAGCACAGCAUCAAAGACCGGUGCGAAGAAGGCCGCCGAGGCCAGGAAACGACCAGGAAACCGCCAAGACAGACGCCGAAGAGGAGUCUGUCGAGCACCAUCAUCGCACCGGAAGCGGUGUAAGAAUCAACAAGGACGAACGUCUCGGUAACAGAUCGGAAGAAGAGGAGGAGGAAGAGGAAGAGCGUCUCGAGGGGGGAAAAUGAAGAGAAUCAGGAGCGCUGCGAUCCACUGACUAAGCGAUUGAGAACAAGCCCCGUCGGCAGAAAGCUCCGGUCCGAAAGUAAUAAGAGCAAAAACA
Linepithema humile (Argentine ant) is the source of this 2754-nucleotide messenger RNA. Lineage: Eukaryota; Metazoa; Arthropoda; Insecta; Hymenoptera; Formicidae. The record is from RefSeq and is a predicted model, not a curated record.